This is a messenger RNA of Paramacrobiotus metropolitanus, 2070 nucleotides long. RefSeq lists its product as uncharacterized. The coding region runs from base 21 to 1883 and encodes 620 amino acids. The record is from RefSeq and is a predicted model, not a curated record. Gene Ontology annotation, molecular function: copper ion binding; oxidoreductase activity. Lineage: Eukaryota; Metazoa; Tardigrada; Eutardigrada; Parachela; Macrobiotidae. The transcript has 2 exons.
AACACCUGCAUGCCGAUACAAUGAAGUUCCAGAUAUUAGGCACCAUGCAAAUGAUCAGCAUAUUAUAUCAAUGGACAACGGUUUCCUCGGUGGUGUAUCCUCCCAGUAAUCAACCAUAUACAGCUAUUCAUGAUGGUAAUUUUCAAGCCGAUUACAUUCUGCGAGUUACAUCGAAAAUUAUUGCCACUGACUGCACUACACGUUUGUCCACUCUGGUUAACGGAACACUGCCGGGUCCGGCAUUACGAUUCAAAGAGGGUCAGAAAGUGUGGAUACGAGUGUACAACGAUAUGGACGAGGCGAAUUUGACAAUUCAUUGGCAUGGUCUUACCCAGCGUAUGGCGCCUUUUUCGGACGGCACGCCCAUGGCCAGCCAGUGGCCAAUUCCACCGUAUCACCAUUUCGACUACGAGUUCCAGCUACAACUCGGAGAUGCCGGCACCUACUUCUAUCACUCACAUGUCGGCUUCCAGGCGAACACCGCGUACGGCGCGUUGAUUGUCGACGAAGCCGACGGCAAUCCGCCGUAUCAUUACGACGACGAGCGGACGAUCGCGUUUCAAGAUGUCUACUAUGAAACGGAUGACCGGAUCGAAUUCAACAUACAGAAUCCGAACAAUCUCAUCUGGCCCGGUAAUCCGAAAAACGUAGCCGUUAACGGCAAAUCACGUGCCAUGAACGAGACGUACGCCAGACCGGGGCCAGGGUGUGAGAUGGGCGUGAUUGACGUUGCAGCGGGCGGUGUCUAUCGUCUGCGUUUUAUCGGCGCCACAAGCUACUCGCAGGUGUUUGUAGCCUUUGAAGACCAUCUGAAUUUAGUUUUGAUUGAAGUUGAUGGGAAAUAUAUUAUGCCACAUGUCGUUGACCAUUUGGAGAUUAGUUCCGGACAGCGGUAUAGUGUUAUUCUGUUUGCCAAGACCCAAGCCGAACUAGCCGGUAGGAACCGAUUUUGGAUGCAGUUUGAAAUCCGUUCAGCGGAUUCCGAUGACGUGCGGGGUUACGGCAUUUUGCAUUACAACACCAGCGCUGGACCGGUCGAUACAUUCACUUUACCGGCCGAGAAAGUGUUGACCUUGCCGAAUGAGUCCUAUGCCGACGGUUGGCUGGAAGAUCAACUGCAACCGUUGAAACCGGAUCCAUCUAAUCCGUUUAUCCGUCUACAAGAAGUAACGCGGAGAGUGUACAUUAACGUUCAAGCGAUCGAUGCCAAGACGAUGACAGGAGGCGACACCGAGUUUUAUUUUCAGAAUGGUGCACCCUGGUACGAGAAACCUGAGCCCUUUAUACCAGACGUUCCCAAAGAACCGUAUUUGGUAUCACUGUACCGCAACAGAACGAAUUACUUCCCCGAUUAUCAACGCGCGGUUCAAGGCAACGGUUUGGACAAUGUGACUAAAACGUUCCCGGCGAAAGUCGGCGAAGUGCUGGAGAUUGUCUGGUAUCUUGUGGGUGGCAGCCGGUUUGGUGAUGUCUAUCCACAUGCGUGGCACGCACACGGUGACCACUAUUACGACUGCGGUACGGGUCUGGGCACGUACGAUCCGGUGGUCAACGAGGCCAAACUGCUGGCAAGGCAUGGACGAAUUAUUACACGCGAUACAUCCAACCUAUACCGACCGGAUCCUAGUACGGUAGCACCGGAACCGGGGAAGGUAUUUACGUGGAGGGCGAUGCGGGUGCGGGUGCAAAAUCCUGGUGUAUGGAUGAUUCAUUGUCAUCUGCUACUACAUAUGCUGAUGGGAAUGCAGACAGUUUGGGUGUUUGGGGAACUGAAGGAUCUGACGCCGCUGCCGGCACAUCUAGUGGAAGGUUAUCUGACGUACGGCGGGUCGGCGUAUGGUAAUGCGAGUUAUGCUCCACGCGUACUGCAUUACUGGCAUUAACAAAAAUUGUGAUCUACAAAGUACAUGUAGUUAGCUAGAUGUUAAACAAAUCUAGAAUAUAUGCUUUGCCGAGCAAAAAGUGAUGCAGAUAUGUUUUAUGUAUAUUUCAGAAUGUGAUUACCUAACUUAAUUUUAUUAUCAGAAAGCUAUUUGCGAUAGUUGUUAUCAAUUUUUUUUCACAAUUUUC